AUGAUCAUGCUGAAAGAAUUAACAACGGAUACUGAUACUGAAACAGCUUACACAUACGAAAAAUCUCGUUGGCAAUGUAUGUUACAAGUUACUCGAUCGGUGAAAUUAUUACGUGAAAUGCCUCAACGUGUAGAACACGCUAAAGGGAUUGCUCUAUCUGGACUAUCAAACGAAUGUAGAGAAUUAGCCGUGAGAUGUGACUGUGAUAAAUUACCAUACAUAUUUGCUCUACCAGAGUGUUUUAUUGAAGCCAAACGAGCUAUCGUAGUUCUCGAAACGUGGCUCCAGAAUGACAAAAAAUAUACUUCAUUUAUUUUAAAAUCAAUGAAAUUAUUGGAAGAAAAAUAUUCGGAAGCAAAGAAACAAUAUGUACAGGCAAAAUCACAACUGCGUUCUUGUGAACAUAAAGUAAGCUAAAAACUUAUUUUAUUGCGAUAGACUACUAAUGACACGAUGACACUUGAAUUCUGUCAACGUCAAGUUUUUUGUUUUUCAUACUGUUU
Molecule: messenger RNA, 503 nt
Organism: Didymodactylos carnosus
Lineage: Eukaryota; Metazoa; Rotifera; Eurotatoria; Philodinida; Philodinidae
Source: the annotation of a GenBank genome assembly